AACCAUGGUUAGUUAACCUCCUUAACCCGCCACCGCCUUAUUUAUUCUGCUCUCACCUCUGCCCAUCUCCUCCCCACUCUUAUCAUUCUUUAACCCCCAACCUUAGAAGGGUAUUUUCAAAAAUGGCCUCUUCUGAGAAUUUAAUGGCGAUGGAAAAGUCAUGGCCGCCGUUUCGUUCAACACUUUCCGAUUCUUGGUUUUUCGAUAUCUUUUCUAAUAAAGAAACAGAAGCACUGACAAAAGCUUUGAAGAAAUCGUUCACAAAUCCAUCAAUUGAUGAUGACUCUAGUCAUGAUUUUUCAACGGGUACAGUUGAAUCUUUUCUGGUUAGUCCCGAAUUAAGGCCGGUGCAGACACCCACGGUGGCAGGUGGUUUAGGAAGUGGAGUUUCGUUUGCGAAAAGCCGUUUUGAAGCGCCGGCUGGGAAGAUCACGAAGAGAAAGUCACGUACCUCGAAGCGGGCGGCGGCAACGACGUUUAUCACGGCUGAUGCGGCGAAUUUCAGGCAGAUGGUCCAGCAGGUGACGGGGUUGAGAUUCGGCGGUUUAAAUCCAGCGGCACAAGUGCUGAAGCCGCAGCCGCUGCCGCAAAGAGCUAUGAAUCACAUGCAGGAUGGUGGGUGCUUGCCAACCCUUGACACCUCAGCUUUCUUGCUGGGCCAAGUGGGGUCCACUUCAUUUCAAUCUGUUGAGCUACCGGCGGGCAAUGUUCCCCCGUCUCCGUCCGGUGCUGGUGGCUUUGAAUAUGACUCCUUUUUCAGCUUUCCAACUCUUGAGUCUUGGAAAGCUGUGUAACCUGAGAUUUUUUAUCUAAUCCUGGUUUAGACAUUGCACUGGAGGCGAGGGGUAAAAGGGAGAAUCUUUAAUUUUUUUAUUUCCCAGUGUAAAACGUCUAUAUUAUACAAAAACAAUAAAGUAAUGUUUGAUGUGUA
This is a messenger RNA of Olea europaea var. sylvestris, 931 nucleotides long. RefSeq names its product calmodulin-binding protein 25-like. Lineage: Eukaryota; Viridiplantae; Streptophyta; Magnoliopsida; Lamiales; Oleaceae. Gene Ontology annotation, biological process: response to osmotic stress. The transcript is spliced from 2 exons. Gene Ontology annotation, molecular function: calmodulin binding. Gene Ontology annotation, cellular component: nucleus. The record is from RefSeq and is a predicted model, not a curated record. Bases 123 to 794 code for a protein of 223 amino acids.